Panicum hallii is the source of this 2648-nucleotide messenger RNA. RefSeq names its product putative adagio-like protein 2. The coding region runs from base 199 to 2043 and encodes 614 amino acids. The transcript has 2 exons. Gene Ontology annotation, biological process: circadian rhythm; response to blue light. Gene Ontology annotation, molecular function: protein binding. The record is from RefSeq and is a predicted model, not a curated record. Gene Ontology annotation, cellular component: cytosol; nucleus; SCF ubiquitin ligase complex. Lineage: Eukaryota; Viridiplantae; Streptophyta; Magnoliopsida; Poales; Poaceae.
CGUUCGCCGCUGCCUCGCUUUGCUUCCUCCUUCCCCCUCCCCCUCCCCGAUUGCUCCCCGCGAUUGUCCUCGCCAAUCCGCCCCCCGCCGCCGCAGUAUAAAUCCGCCCGAGCGAGCCCUCUGCGCCGUUCCCACCCCGCUUCGACCACAACCCUAGCGUCGCGCGCCGGCAUGGGCUAGGGUUCCCCUGCGGCCGCGAUGGAGUGGGACAGCGACUCCGACGGCGGCGGCGGCGGUGAAGAUGAGGAGGAAGAGGAGGAGGAGGAGGAGGUCCGGGCCGGGAGCGGGCCCCCGGGGUUCUCGCUGGCCAUCGAGGGCGUGCUGGGCGCGUGCGGGAUGGUGGUCUCCGACGCGCUCGAGCCCGACUUCCCCAUCAUCUACGUCAACCGCGGGUUCGAGGACGCCACCGGGUACCGCGCCGAGGAGGUGCUCGGGAGGAACUGCCGGUUUUUGCAAUGCAGAGGACCAUUUGCUCAGAGGAGACAUCCCCUUGUUGAUGCUGCAGUAGUUACUGGGAUUCGGAGAUGUUUAGAGGAAGGGACCGAGUUCCAGGGUGAUCUGUUGAAUUUUAGAAAAGAUGGUUCUCCAUACAUGGCAAAGCUGCAAUUAACACCAAUAUAUGGAGAUGAUGACACGAUAACACACUAUAUGGGCAUUCAGUUUUUCAACGAUUCCAAUGUGGAUUUGGGGCCAUCGCCUGGCUCUGUAACAAAGGAACUUGUGAGAUCUACAUGGAUUGCACCAGAUAACACUCCCCCACCAUCUUCGGUGGGCAAGGGUAACUUAUGGGAACAUUCUAGUCUCUUCCUACUGAGUGAUGAGGUACUGUGCCAGAAGAUCUUCUCAAAACUGUCACCCAGGGAUAUAGCAUCUGUAAACUCUGUUUGUAAGAGACUGUAUCACAUGACAAAGAAUGAAGACCUUUGGAGGAUGGUUUGUCAGAAUGCAUGGGGCAGUGAAGCUACUCGGACCCUUGAGACUGUGGCAGGAACAAGAAGUUUAGCAUGGGGACGGCUAGCUCGAGAGUUGACCACCCUGGAAGCUGUUGCCUGGAGGAAAUUGACAAUCGGUGGUGCGGUAGAGCCAUCUCGCUGCAACUUCAGUGCCUGCGCUGUAGGGAACCGUGUUGUCCUUUUUGGUGGAGAAGGUGUUAACAUGCAGCCGAUGAAUGAUACAUUUGUGCUGGAUUUGAGUGCCAGCAAGCCAGAAUGGAGGCAUGUCAAUGUGAGCUCGGCUCCUCCUGGUCGCUGGGGCCAUACCUUAUCAUGCCUAAAUGGAUCACGGCUGGUUCUGUUCGGUGGCUGUGGGGGGCAGGGGCUACUGAAUGAUGUCUUCAUUUUGGAUCUGGAUGCACAGCAUCCAACUUGGCGUGAGAUUUAUGGCCUUGCACCACCAGUGCCACGGUCGUGGCAUAGCUCUUGCACGGUGGAUGGUACAAAACUGGUGGUUUCUGGUGGCUGUGCUGACUCUGGUGUUCUUCUAAGUGAUACCUACCUCCUAGAUGUUACAAUGGAGAAACCUGUGUGGAGGGAGAUACCUGCACCUUGGACUCCACCUUCUAGACUUGGGCACUCCCUCUCUGUUUAUGACGGCAAGAAAAUCUUGAUGUUUGGUGGUCUUGCUAAAAGUGGCCCUCUACGGCUCAGGUCUAGUGAUGUAUUCACUCUAGAUUUAAGUGAAGACAAACCAUGCUGGCGGUGCAUCACUGGCAGCGGGAUGCCAGGAGCUGGUAAUCCUGCUGGAGUUGGCCCACCUCCUCGCCUUGAUCAUGUCGCGGUGAGCCUUCCUGGAGGUAGAGUUUUGAUAUUUGGUGGGUCUGUAGCGGGUCUUCACUCAGCUUCGCAGCUUUACCUCCUGGAUCCAGCUGAAGAGAAGCCGACCUGGAGGAUUCUGAAUGUUCCAGGGCGGCCUCCACGGUUCGCUUGGGGCCACAGCACCUGCGUUGUGGGAGGAACAAAGGCAAUAGUUCUUGGAGGACAAACUGGAGAAGAGUGGACACUAACUGAAAUGCAUGAGCUUUCGCUGGUAAGCUCAUUAGUUUGAAGAUGAAAAGCUUCCUUUAAGAGACGUCUCUGGUGAACAGCUGCUUGUUCGUGUGAUUGUGACCGAGGCUGAAACAAUUUUUUCCAACAGUGGGGCUACAAAAAUAAGGUUGGCGAAGUGAUUUUACUCUGUUAUAUCAGGGUAGUUGUGGAGUAGCCCCUGAAGUGGAUCGAAUCUGACUACUCGAUCUAUGUCUGGGAGUCGCCUCAUCUAGAAGUAGGAAUAAGUUACCUCUGCUGUUGUUGUUUGUAUGGUAUACGUUGCAAUAACAUACAUAAGCUAAUCUCAGCUGUUCUUAUCAUGUUUCCAAAGGGAGGACUGGCGUUAUUAUAGCUCGAUGGCGCACAUGAGACACCGCCAUUGGUGAGAAGCCUCGCUGCGGUCUUCUGGUUUUUGAUCCAUCAAUUGCUGCUUUCUGGAUUAGCUAUGACACUGUUGUACUUAAUUUUGGUUUUGCGUUACUUUGUGCUUACCCCAGGUGAUAGUGAUACUUAUAAAAUUUUCUUUUCCAUCUUGAUUAUCAAAGGAUGAAUCUCAAUAAUUCCGUCUUAUUCGUACAUUUGUUGGAUGUUAGUACCGUGUUAAUGUCUUGAUGGUGACCUGAU